This is a messenger RNA of Lactuca saligna, 402 nucleotides long. Lineage: Eukaryota; Viridiplantae; Streptophyta; Magnoliopsida; Asterales; Asteraceae. The record is from the annotation of a GenBank genome assembly.
AUGUUUGUCACAAACGGAGGUGUCUGGAAAACCAUCGGAUGUUCUCUCACCAUUUGGUGUAGGGGAGGUGUUUGUGAGAUAACCAAAAUGCUAGUGACAUUGUCCACCUUUAGUGGCGUUGUGUUGCUCGAGACCACCGUCAGCUGUGGUGUUUGCGUGGAGGCGCUUUAUGCCAUUAGAGCGGCGGAGGAUAUUAGUCCUUCGGCUGUCGGCCUCCAUAAUUCGAUUGUCGGGGAAAUGGUUAUUAUUGAGCCACCUUGUUGCGAUGCUUCAUUGGGUGGAGACAGUGGGCGCAUAGGGAAUCGACAGAUCUUACAACUCAUCGACGGAGGCUUUGGUGGAGGCGGUGUCGCAGCUGAGGGGUAUGGUCGAAAAGGAAGAAGAAGGUUUAUCAUAUCGUAA